AUGCAUCAUUCUUCUGUGUUCUUGAGAAAAAGACCGUCGUUUUACACCACCCGCCGAGCCCUCGCCUCUCAAUGCCAUGACAACGACCACGCCCGUUUGAUCUCCGCCAAAUCUGACAACCAAUCAUCGUUUUCGUCAUUGCAUUUGUCCUCACCCUCGAGAUUAAACAUUGGAUGGAAGUCUAAUUACAAGAAGGUUGAAUCGCUUCUUGAGUCGCUAACAUCUACAGUUGUUGUAGUCGGAUUGAGCCUCGGGCUUUGUUACUUGAAUUCUGUAUCCCAACCGAACUCUCACAUGGUGUAUGCGGACUCGGACUCUGACAACCUGUCCACAGAAUCCGAGAAGAAACCUAAAUACAUCUUUGGAGAUGCUUAUCGGAGAAAAGUUUUCUUCAAGUACGAAAAGCGAAUAAGAACGCAAAGUCCACCUGAAAAGGUGUUCGAGUAUUUUGCAUCUCAACGAUCACCUGAUGGUGAGCCGUUUAUGACACCGUCAGACUUGAUGAGGGCCGUGGUGCCCGUGUUUCCCCCUUCUGAAGCUUCUCAUAUUCGCGAGGGAAGCUUGAAAGGAGAGUGGGCACCGAGUGAGUUACAUUGCCCGCCUUCGAAAUUCUUCAUGCUUUUCGAUACUAACAACGACGGGCUUAUCUCGUUCGCUGAAUAUAUAUUUUUCGUUACGCUACUAAGCAUCCCCGAAACAAGCUUUUCCAUAGCUUUUAAGAUGUUCGAUCUUGAUAACAACGGGGAAAUCGACAAGGAGGAAUUCAAGAAAGUAAUGGCGUUGAUGCGAGCUCAACAUCGACAAGGGUCACGACAUCGUGAUGGGCUGCGUAUUGGGCUUAAAGUUAAGACCCAUGUCGAAAACGGUGGCCUUCUCGAGUAUUUCUUCGGGAAAGACGGGAAAUCGUGCCUCGCUCACGGAAAAUUCACUCAAUUCUUGAAAGAUUUGCAGAAUGAGAUUUUGUUGCUUGAAUUCGCUCAUUACGACUACAAAUCAAGAGGGACUAUAUCCGCUAAGGACUUUGCGUUAUCGAUGGUGGCAUCUGCCGAUAUGAGACACAUCAACAAGUUUCUUGACCGAGUCGACCAACUAAACGACGAACCAAAUCUCAAGAACAUCCGCAUCACCUUCGAAGAUUUCAAGAAUUUUGCCAAGUUACGAACGCAACUUAGACCUCUUUCGCUCGCCAUCUUUAGUUACGGCAAAGUGAACGGGCUCCUUACAAAGCAGGAUUUCCAUCGAGCCAUCGAACAGGUUUGUGGGAUUGUUUUAAGUGAUAAUGUGAUCGAGACAAUAUAUUACGUGUUCGAUGUGAAUCAGGAUGGGAGUUUGAGCUGGGAGGAGUUUUUGCGAGUGUUGCAAAGACGAGAGGAAGACAAGAUACAACCACGGGAGGCCGGGGUCGUCGGAUUGAUCUCGUGCUGGUUACAGUGCUCUAGAAACAACAACUGUUCCUCUGCCAGAAUUCUUCUAUAG
This is a messenger RNA of Cynara cardunculus var. scolymus (artichoke), 1476 nucleotides long. RefSeq names its product calcium uptake protein, mitochondrial-like. Gene Ontology annotation, cellular component: uniplex complex. The record is from RefSeq and is a predicted model, not a curated record. The transcript is spliced from 7 exons. Lineage: Eukaryota; Viridiplantae; Streptophyta; Magnoliopsida; Asterales; Asteraceae. Gene Ontology annotation, molecular function: calcium ion binding. Bases 1 to 1476 code for a protein of 491 amino acids. Gene Ontology annotation, biological process: mitochondrial calcium ion homeostasis; calcium import into the mitochondrion.